UGCACUGUUUGUUAGAAGAAAAAAUUUGUGAGAGAAUAAAAUUUUUGCAAAACUAUAUACAUAUAGAAAAAUAGUGAAUGAAUUUUAAUAAAUUUAUGUGAAACAAGAAAUAUCAAGCACAGGGAUGCUGAAUUUAUAAAAAUCUAAAAAGGUUUUUUCCCCGAAAACCUCUAAAAAUUCGAAUGGAAAAGGAGAAAAAAAUCCUCUAUGCAGUUAGCGAAGAAGACGACGACGACGAAGAAGUAUAGAAGACAGCGAGACGACAUAGACAACGACAGCAGCAGCGAAGUAGAAAAGAAGACGAGCAGACCAGCAGUAAAAGUAGAAACGCCAAAAAGGCUCCAAUAGAAGAAGAAAAAUCCAACAAAACGGAGCACUAAACUGACAAACAACUAAAGGGCAAAAGCAGCUGUUUAGCAAAAGGAUUUUUGCAAAGAAAAACUAUUAACUAAUACGAAAAACAUGUGUGAUAUUUGUUCAGAUUUUCAACAAUUAUUGGAGUCGUAUGAGGCUCGCAUUAUCAACCAGGAUGCCAAACAUGCGAUUCUUUAUAAAAGUGAAAUUGAAACAGCAUUUGGAUACAUACAAGCCUGGCCUCAAAGACAAUGUAUGUGUUUAUAUCGAGAUGUUAAAAAUUUUGAGCGCUUUAAUUUGGUCAUACAAUCAAUGAUCUACUUGGCGGUUCAUCAUUUGAAACACAUCAAAAGACUCAUAGAGGAUUAUAAGAAAAUAACAGCUAGUGCCGCACAACUUGUGGCACAAGCUCAGCAAACAGAAAAACAAACAGAUAAAUCUGAAGAAUCAGGAGCUGGAACAGCAUCGACUGCUUCUGCAGGCUCCAAAGAAAAAGAAAACAACAUAGAAACCAAGGAAACGGAUGUAGAUAAAACUAAAACAAAAGAUGAAAUAACACAAAAAACUACUGAGAAAGCCAGUAGUAGUGGUUUAUCAUCGCCGGGUGAUGAUAAUGCUAAUAACAACAAUUCAAUAACACUAACGGCCUCACCGUCGUGUGCAACAUCUUCGGUACAGAGUUCACAAAGUUCCUGUGCAGCAUCGACAGCAUCUUCAUCUAUGACGACGACAACAACAUCGUCAUCAGCCGCAUCGUCGUCGUCCUCAUCAACAACAUCACAACAUACCGAAGAACCUUGGAUACUGCCAGAAGUGGAAAAACUCUUAUUACUCGUAUCCAAAGUAUUUUUACUUAAUUUUCCACUGUACAUAGCCUACAAACAUGGUACUCAUGCACGCUUGGAUGAUAUUUCUACCGAGGAAGUACAACAUUUGUCCAUAUUUUGUGAUCUUCAUGACAAUGAAAUACCAGUAUAUUUGCUGAGAAACACUAGUUUGUUUUGUAAUUCGAAUGGUUUUGCUGCCAUGAUGUUGUGUUUCGAUCAGGCCGAUUUACCAGUGACCACAGCACACGCUAUAACCGCAACUGUCUCGAAUAUAAAAUUAUGGUUACAUUACGGCUGUAUUGUACAAUUAUUUGUACCAUUACGUAGUAAAAUUUUACAAUACAUGUGUAAAUUAUCCGAUCAAAAUCUAAGAACAGCUGCCACAAGGGCCAUGGCGGAUUUUGUUUGGUCUGCUGUACGCGAUCCCUUAGAUGCCUCGGUAAGCUUUGAUGUUGAAGGCUUAGCUUUGGCAUUUAAAUAUUUCACAUCGACUACACUAACAAUGAGAUUGGCUGGUAUUACCCAAAUUAAUGCUCAUAUUAAUAUAUUUGGCGAAAUCGAAUCAGUGGUGGGAGAAGUUGAAGUGGUGGCGAAUAAAAUCGGCGAUUGGUUGACAGAAAAUCAAAUAAUACAACACUUGUUUGGUCCCAAUCUUCAUGUCGAAGUUUUGAAGCAAGCUCAUGUUGUAUUAAACUUUCUUGCGGUCGAAAAUCAAAUUACCGAAGAACACAUUAAACUUAUUUGGCAGGCUACGCAACAGCUAAAACAUUGCUCCAAAACUAUAUUUGAUAUCUUGCCAUCAUUGGUUAAGAACUUGGCACCCAAACCGGCCAUGUACUUGUAUACGCUCUUGUGUCGUAUGGAUCCCAAAGAACAUACUGAACAGAGUAUUUAUAUAGCUUCGGCAUUAACCAAACUUAUAUGGUCACGCGAUAAAACACGUUCACAAAUGAGUUUGGAAAAUGAAAUCAUGGCUGCAACUAGUUCGGAUAGCGGCAGCAUGGAUGGCAGUAAUUCCGAUGAGGGUAACGGUGAUGAUAGCAGUUUAGCUAGUGCUCGCAAAAGUCCCAUAGAUAUUGAAAAUGUUUGUUCUUCGGAUACUGGGGUGACACCAUGCAAACAGGCGAGACGCAGGCGUCAUGUAUGUGAUCCCACAGAAGAGAAGGUCAAACAAAUAUCGGAAGAAGAAUUAAAUAUGAUUAAUUCGAAAGUUGAUAUGAAAAUGAAAAAUCAUCGCAUUGUAAAUAUAAUUGACAAUUCAAGCAGUGAGGAUGAUUUGCAGAAAGGAGCAGUUAACAUACAAAUGCAUCGUAAGAAAUCCCGCAAACGACGCAAGAAUAACAACAAUCUACCCUUGACACGUUUAGCUUACGAAAUUGUUGAAGCCAUUUGUGAUGGAGGUGAAGAUGAUGCGACAAGUGAUGAUGCUGAUGACGCCGAUGAUGGUGACGGUGAAUGUGAGCUGCUUAACGAUAGUGACGAAUGUAGUGAUCCCGGCCAAGUACCCAGUGCCGUACUAAAACACCUACAGGGUGAGGGACCCUAUAUACGAGCUAUAGCUGAAACUCAUAUUAGUGAACUUUUAAGCGGUGCUGAGAAUGAGGGUAGCUAUUCAUCGCCCCUUAGUAAUAAAUCAGAGAAUUUAGACGGUUUCGAAGUGGAGGAUAUUUGUGAGGAUGAAAUUGCUCAAUUGGUUAAUGCGCAUAGUCAGCGUGGCAAACCGGCUCCAGCCAUUUCUUCGUAUGUCUGUAUCAAUAACCAGCUUGUCGAAUAUACUCCUGAAAUGAUUGUUAAUCUUAAUCAUCCUCAAGAAGUCGGUUCAAUGGUAAAUCAGCGUGUCAGCCAAAAUACAAUGCCUCCAGCUUUUGCAGCAGCUGCUGCAGCCAUGGCUGCUGCUCAUACGGCAAUGUCUAUGCAAAAAACUGAAGCUAAUGUUGCUGCAGCUGCUGCUGCAUUGGCCGCUGCAGCUGUAGCUACUGAUAAUGCCCAACAAACCUUGGUUGAUUAUGGAGGACGUCUUGUAGAGGCUAAAGUUAAGCAACAAAUGAUGGAUUUUCAAGAACGUGCAAAUGCUUUGGCCGCAAAAGCCAUUGCUGCUGGAAUGAUUGAUAUUAGUGGUGUUGCUAUGAAAGAGAGUAACAAAAAUGUUCAAUCAACAUCUCCACAACAGCCGACAUUUAAAAUUAACGAUGUUUGUCAACCAGGAAAUACAUUAUUGUGGGAUUUAUUACAGGAUGAUAAAAUUACCCAACUUGGCGAAUCUCUUGCAUUGGAGGCAGAAAAAGCUUUAGCCACACUUUUAUGUUUCAGUAACGAUCGUCAGUUGCGUACGAAAUUCAUUGAAGGAUGUUUACAAAAUUUGGCAAAUAAUAGAAGUGUUAUCGUAUCACUGCGAUUAUUACCAAAACUGUUUGCAUCUUUUCAACAAUUUCGACCAUCUGAUACACAUCAAGUAACCAUGUGGGCUGAGCGUCAACAUCGCAUGAUGUACCAUUUCUUUAACAACAUUAAAUAUUAUGCCAAACGUCAUAUGGAAAUUCUGGCCGGUAAAGGAAAUGAACAUCAACAAACCGAUUUAUCUUUGUAUUCUCAUAAGAUACAAGUAUCGGUGCGUUUGCAAUUUUUGUCUUCCAUAUUUUCAUCAAUGGGUUCUCCCAAGAAUUUUCGUUUAAGCUUAGAACAGGUUGAUGCCUUGUGGGAAUGGUUGGCUCAUGAUCCUGAAUGUGCCGAUUGUUAUUUCUCUUGGCUGCAAUCACAAGCCAAAGGUGGCGAACAACAUGCUUUAGGCUUGGAAGCAUUACAACAUUUAUAUUUGAAAAAGUUACCCGAAUUACGUCCCGAAGAAUUUACUAUGGUUGGUUUGGGUCUUUUUCAGCAGCUCUGCAGUUUGGCACGCAUGGCUAUAGCUCAUUAUGAAAAACAAACAGAUUCUAUAUCCACAAAUUCGUCCAAUAUAGUAGGAAUGUUUCAUUUAUGGAAAAUAGCUUUGAGAGCUCAUAACACUGAAGUAUCUCUGGCCGCCAUACAAUACAUAAAUAUGUAUUAUAUGGGUCAACAAUUGCGUUUGGAAAAAGAGUUUGUUUCACAGUGCAUGGAGAAUCUGGUGCAGGCAGCAAAUGCUCUGGAAUGCAAUAAUGAAGAUGACAAUGCUUUAAUGUGUGUCCAACGUGGUCUAAUGCUCUUAAAUACACAUUUGGAAACUUUUCGCCGUCGUUAUGCUUUUCAUUUGAGACGUUGGGCCAUCGAAGGUCAAGGCAUUGGUUCUCAUAGUAAUUUAAAGAAUGAAGGUUCUGGUCCUGCCAUACGCAUUAUAUUACAACCAGCUGGUCUGUCGGAAAAAUCUAUCUUACAUAUGCAUGCAUGUGAUUUAAUAGCAGAUUUGAAAGCCGAAAUUUCGAAAUGGUGGGAAAAUUUACAGGGUACUUCAAAUUCGGGAGUAUCAGCUCCAGUUUUAGGCCUUCUAUUAAGUGAAGGACCUUUGCGCAUUAUAACACAAGGACAGGAAUUGACUUCGGAAUAUGAUGAAAGAAGUUUGGGUGAUGCUGGUUUUAAAGAUAAUCAGAUCGUUUACGUUUCCCUGGGUGGUCGUGGUGCCCGCCGCAAAGAAACGAAUGUUGAUCAUCCCUCAAUGCAACCGCCACCGCCUAAGGAAUGUUUACCCACAGUAUUAUUGCUACAACCAAAGUAUUUUGAGAAACUAUUUUGCCUCAUGCAAACUUUGGGCGAUAUGAAACCACAACCCAAUAAUUUGCAACUACAUACCAAGGCUCAAUUACUGUCCCGUAGAGUUUGGGAUAUUUUAGCCAUACUUCCCACAAAUCCCAUGAUUCUGGAUGCAUUCAAAUGUUUAACUAAUGACUUGACUAUAAGUGAACAGCUGGAGACGGAAGAUGCCAAAAUUAACAAACGUAAAGAGAUUAAACAGAAACUAUGUGAAUUGUUGGAUCCUACAAAUUUACAGAAAUUCAUGUAUUCUUUGCACAUAGUCGAGAGCUUAGCAUUGAAUAGUGUUUUUCAGCAGCGUGGAACACCCUGCUGUAGUGGAGCCAAUGGCAAUGUUAUGGCCAUGGAUCAACAACAUAGCCGAGUUACACCUGUAGGAAAAAAUAAAAAAAGUGGAGGUAGUGGUGGGAGUGGUAGUGGUGGCGGUAGUGGCUCUGGUUCUGGUAGUGGCAGCGGUGGUGGAGGUUGUGGCAGCAGUACCGCUUGUAGUGGCAGUAGAAGGCGCAUGAGUGUAGACUCAUCUUGUAAAGAUGAUUCCAAAAAAUCAACUAAUAGUGUUAGUGAGCAUCAUAAGGAAAAAGAAUCAAUUGAUUCGAUUAAUCAAAAAGAAUUAAAUUCCUCUAUGGCUACGGUAAAUACCUCAGAAAGUGAUCAUCCUCACAGUGAUCAUAUGUCUGUGGGCACCAAUGACAAAGAAAACAAUCCCGUUAAGGCUGGUAAAAAACAUAAAAAGUCUGAAUGCAGCAAUGUAUCAUCAACGCACUCCUCGAUUACACAAAUGGAAUUGUUUAACACUUCUAUAUUCGACACAAAAUGGAGUGAAACUUUCAUCAAAUGUGGUGGUCUUAAACAUCUCUAUGAUAUCUUCAUAUCCGGUCAGUUACAACAGAGUUCUUAUCCCAAAGAGUUGCUGAACGAAUGGCGUCAUGAUUGUUUGGCCAGUCUAUUGCGUAUAAUUUGGCUUUUGGGUUUCGAAGAAGAUUUUCAUGAAGAUAUGUUAGUGUCUAUAUCAAAACCUAAAGAUUUUAUGCUGGAAAUGAUGUCGGUCGAUCCCUGUUUGAAACGUUUAUCGGCCAUACUGAAUGAUGAAGCCUAUUCGAAUUAUUUGGCCACCACCUCCGCUUAUCAAUAUCAUCAUUUGAGGACAGGAUUUUGGGGAAGAGCACAAGUUGUUCAAUUUGCCAUGAAUAUAAUGGUUAGUUUUGUACAUGCCUCUUCGGAUGCCCGUUGCUCUUUGUGGGCUCACCCCGAAUAUUGUAACUGGGUGCAGAAAUUCAUUUUAGAAGAUCCAGAACCAGCUGUAAGACGUGAAAUAUGUGCUGGUUUAUAUCGCAUCUGUUUGGGUAACUCACAAUCAUAUCAACUGUUAUUGGCUCCUUUAUUAAGAAAGUUGAUUUCUUUCUUAUCUGUGGCUGAGAAAAUGACUUCAUAUAGUCAUCAUAAUCCCUAUAUGCUAAGUGAUGAUGGUAAGGAACCCUAUGGACCAGCAUGUCGUGAUUAUUUCUGGCUUUUAGCUAGACUAGUGGAUACCUUAUCACCAGAAAUGGUUAAAUCUUCAUUGGAAUCAUCUUCAUUUAAUGAAGAGGCCAUUGAUAUAGAGAAACUUUGUCAGUCUGUCGCUCAAAGUAUAUUAACCAGAGACUUUUAUGAGACACGCUAUGGCAUGCAAGAUGAUGGUUUAGUUGGUUUAAUAAAUCUCAUGUCGAACUUAGUGAAGUAUGAUCCCACAUUUAAAUUUAGCUCCAAAGUUUUACAGUUUAUAGAACAAAUAUUUGAGUUCUUAUUCGAUAUGCCUUCGCCUCAUAAUCGACAAAAACCCAAAUGCAAAUCAGCCACCUCAAGAGCUGCUGCUUAUGAUUUGCUAGUAGAAUUGUGCAAAAAUUGUCCCAAGAAUUAUAUAUUUUUGCACAGCAAACUAUUGGCCCAACAUACCCCCGGACCUAAACCUCCUUAUCCUUGGGAUUACUGGCCUCGAGAUGAGGGUCGUUCAGAAUGUGGUUAUGUGGGACUAACGAAUUUGGGUGCCACCUGUUAUAUGGCCUCUUGUAUACAACAUCUUUAUAUGAUGCCUCAAGCUAGGGCAGCCGUCUUACGUAUACCACCCAAUAAAGCUCAAAAACAUGCUCCCACUCUAUUGGAAUUGCAACGUAUGUUUGCCUAUCUUUUGGAAUCCGAACGUAAGGCCUAUAAUCCUCGUUCAUUCUGUCGAGUCUAUCAAAUGGAUCAUCAGCCUUUGAAUACGGGCGAACAAAAAGACAUGGCUGAAUUUUUCAUAGAUCUCGUAUCGAAACUAGAAGAAAUGACACCGGAUCUUAAAGAUUUAGUUAAACGUUUAUUCUGUGGCACUCUAAGCAACAAUGUAGUCUCACUGGAUUGCGAUCAUGUCUCACGUACUGCAGAAGAAUUCUAUACUGUACGCUGUCAAGUGGCUGACAUGCGUAAUUUACAAGAAUCUUUAGAUGAGGUGACCGUUAAGGAUACUUUAGAGGGUGAUAAUAUGUACACUUGCUCACAAUGUGGCAAAAAGGUUAGAGCUGAAAAGCGUGCUUGUUUUAAAAAGUUGCCGCAGAUUUUAUGUUUCAAUACCAUGCGUUAUACAUUUAAUAUGGUAACUAUGCUCAAGGAGAAAGUAAACACACACUUUUCAUUCCCAAUGCGUUUAAAUAUGUCUGAUUAUGUGGAGAAAACUCUAAUGCCACAUCAAUAUAAAGAGGAUCGCGAGAAACGUAGAAUGGAACGUGAUAAGAAUGCUGACGAUUUGGAAGAUGAUUUAGAAGAAUGUUUAGAAUAUGAAUUGGUGGGUGUGACGGUACAUACGGGCACGGCAGAUGGUGGCCAUUAUUAUAGUUUUAUAAAAGAACGUAACAAAUCGGCCAUGCAACAUGAUCGUUGGUUUUUAUUCAACGAUGCUGAGGUAAAACCAUUCGAUCCUUCGCAAAUAGCGGCCGAAUGUUUCGGCGGAGAAAUGACGAGUAAAACUUAUGAUUCGGUGACAGAAAAAUAUUUGGACUUUAGUUUUGAGAAAACUAAUUCAGCUUAUAUGCUAUUUUACGAACGACGUUUGCCCGAACAUUUAAAGGAAAAACAUGCUCAUCUUCUAGCCUCUCCAACGGCUAAUACUACUUUGACAAAAUCAACUGUAGCGGAGGAACAACAAUGCAAUAUUAAAGUCAAUGAAACUUUAAAGGAAAAGCAUGACAAAAAUGAAUCGAAUAGUGAACUUAAUUCGAAAAUGGAAGUAGACGAAGAAGAAAAUAAUGCAAAUAAAACAAAUACAGCCAAUUGUGAUAAAAAUAAAAUAAAUGAUAAAGAUACUGAAAGUGAAGAAAAAAUAGAUGAUGAUAAGAAAAAGGAGGAGGAAGUUGUCAAAGAUAAAGUUAUUAUAAAAGAAGACGAUAAGGCAAAUAAUAAAAAGGAAAAAGAACACGAAACAGAAACGCCCUCAACUUCAACAGGUUCUUCUCCCACAUCCUUAACAACAACAGCUAAACAAACUGAAAAUCCUUGGAGGCCACAAUUAAGUAAAGAACUGGAGGAUUGGAUAUGGCAGGAUAAUAGGCAAUUUUUACAAGAUCGCAACAUUUUUGAACACACCUACUUUAAUUUUAUGUGGCAAAUUUGUGGUCAUAUACCACAAACUUUAAUCGCACAACAGGAUGUUACUUGUAUGGCAGCCAAAUUAUCGGUUUCAUUUUUCAUAGAAACUUUUAUACAUGCCAAAGAAAAGCCUACUAUGGUUCCUUGGGUGGAAUUGUUAACGAAACAAUUUAAUGCCAGCCAAGAGGCUUGCGAAUGGUUUCUCACCCAUAUGUCUAUUGAACCUUGGUGGCCGGUCCAAGUUUUAAUACAAUGUCCCAAUCAAAUGGUUCGUCAAAUGUUUCAACGUUUAGUUAUACAUGUUAUACAGAGACUGCGUUCAUCACAUUCGCAUUUGUACUUGAAGACAGAAAACGAUAACGAUGGUAAAGAGAUCAUUGGUAAUGCCUCUUGUGUUACACGUUUUAUAAGUUCCUUAAUAUUACUUAUGGAACAUGGUGCUAAGGCUCAUUUAAGGCAUUUAUCAGAAUUUUUUGGUUUAUUGUUUGAAUUCUCACGCAUGGGUGAUGAGGAGACGGUGUUUUUGCUGCGCAUUGGUGUUAUUAAAAGUGUGGCUGAUUUUUAUUUGGGCAAUAAGACACAUGAUAAUCUGGAAGUGGGUUCUGAUAAUGAUGACAAUUCUUCGGAUGAAGCCUUAUCGGUUGAUAAAACUAGACCUGCUUCUUUGGAUAAAAUGAUUGCUUUAGUUGCGAGUUUAGUGGAAAGAUCAAGGGGACAAGAUUUAAGAUUAAAAUUAUCCACCAAGGAUUAUAAUGCUAUAGCGGGAGGAAAAGGUUUUCCUUUUCUCUAUCAACAAAUCAAGGAUAAUAUUAAUCCUCAUCAAACUAAACAUUUGAUACAUGCACUCUGUCGUUGGGAUGAACGUUUAGCUAAUCAAAUUAUAACCAUGUUAUUUGCCUCCGUUACCAAACAUACAGAAUUAUGUGGUCCUUUCUUUAAGCUGUUGACUUUAUUGACCGAAACUCAAGGUGGUCCUUCGGGUUUACCGUGUUUCUCACAAUUAGUUUUACAGCGUGUCUGGGAUGCAGCGGAAUAUUGUCCUCAGUCAGCUUUAGAUUGGUUAGCUUUUCAGGCUCCCAAAAAUAAAAUAGCUCAUGCUUGGAUCUUGCAAUCGGCUGAUACUUGGGUAGAGCAAUAUUUAUUAGCUCAUCACAACUCCAGAGUUCGUAAUGCUGCCGCUUAUUUAUUGGUUUCUCUGGUACCCUCACAACCUUUUAGAGCCAAUUUCCGUACACAUUCUUUGCAUAAAUUAUCCUCCAUUUCAUCUUAUGUAUUUCGUGAACUUAGUAAUGAUGCUCAAAUUAUCUUACAUACAAUUAUUAAUCUGUUAUUGCGUUUGCUGCGUGCAGCAAGAGCCUAUGCCGAUAUUGGUGUCCAUGGCACCACAAAACUAACAUCAUAUUUUAGCCUUUUAGGCUAUUGCAUGGUUUCUAAGACUGAAAAAGUUAUGAUGGGACCGUAUAUGCGUGCAUUAUGGGAUCUGUUUCAUCCUCGGCUAUCAGAGCCUAGCGUACCGGCUCAUCAUAAUAAACAUGCUUUAUUAGCAUUUUGGCAUCAUACCAUUGUUGAUUGUCCAGAGAAUGCAUUAAUAGUUGCCAACUGUCCAGAAAUAACAAGAAAUAUAGCAUUUAAUUAUAUAUUGGCUGAUCAUGAUGAUUCGGAGAUAGUGGCUUAUAAUCGUGCCAUGUUACCCGCCUAUUAUGGUUUAUUACGUUUGUGCUGCGAACAGAGUCGUAGUCUAACACGCCAACUCGCUGCUCAUCAGAAUCUGCAGUGGGCCUUUAAGAAUAUCACACCACAUCCCACACAAUAUGCUGCCGCUGUUGAUGAAUUAUUUAAAUUAAUGACUUUGUUUGCUACCCGCCAUCCCGAUGCUAGUGAUCAAGAAAAACAUGAAGUCACCACAUUCCGUCGUACAACAUUGUCGGCCUAUUUAACGGGUCUAGAUGCUAGAGUCUCUUGGGGUACAUUAAUAAAUGCUUUUAGAAUAUUGGUUGAUAACGAUGAAGAUCGUCUACUUGUCAUUUAUAAUGGUGGCAUUGAAAUGUGUUUUGAAGCUUUGCACACACUACAUUCCAUGCAUCAUGAAGCCACUGCCUGUCAUGUUUCCGGUGAUUUACAGGAAUUACUUAGCGAAAUGGUUUUACUAUUGAGUACUUUACGUUUAAGUACACGCCUAGAUAGUCCCACUAAUAAGAAACAGCAACAACAAUUGGAACAACAGGUACAACAAUUGCAACAGCAACACCAGCAACUAUUACAAAAGCAACAGGAACAAUUAAAACAACAGCAACAACAAUCUCCACAAACGCCACAACAGACAGCACAACAACAGAAAGAGAAACAACUGCAGCAGCAAAUGCAACACAUACAGCUGCAACAAAUGCAGCAGCAGCUACAGCAACAACAUUUCUUAAGGCAACAUCAACAGCAAACUUCAUUGCUUAAAGGUCUGCCAGAUGCUGUCAAACGAUUGGCCACCUUUUUGAACACCUACAACCCACCCGAAAUUUGUAGACUUUCGCUUGAAGUACUUAAAGAACUAGUACGUAAUCCAAAUUUGGAUGUAACCACCAUUUUGGCGCCGAUUCUUAUCAAUUGUCAUUUAUCGGUGGCUAAUGCACCCACGGCCAUAGGAGCUCUGGGAUCAUACUUUCCCCGACGUGGUAAAACCACUUGGCCAACGGUAACGAAAAAUAUGCCUAGACCACCCAGGCCUAUGGUACAAAUGUGUAUACCGCAUAGUGAGUUUUUGGAAGUUCAACGUGGCGUGGAUCCGGAAUACGAUGCCCAAAUUGAUGCCUUCUACAGGCCCUAUCAUGAUUUUUUGGAUGUUAUGAUGCGCAUGGCCGUUAAUACCAAUCAAUUGAAUGAUACUUUAGUUAAAUUAUCAUGUUUGGUAGCUAUCGAAGCGGCUCCCUUGCAUUUCAAUUUAUUCCCAAAGUUUUGGGUCGGCAUUUAUAAUAAUAAAAGUACCAAUAAGUAUGCUGAGUUAUUGAUAAAUAAUCAAUAUUUAGUUGAAUAUAUUCAUAUAAUAUUACGCGGCUGUAGAGUUUCCCUAAGUGAUCAAUAUAUAAGAGCAUUUUUGGAAAUUUAUUAUCCUAAGGUGAUUUCAUCACAAUUGCCAAUUGCUCGUUUGUUGUAUUCCAUAAGUUAUUCUAUGCAUUCGAAGGAAGAUUUGGAUGAAUUGUGUGGUGAUUUAUUUGCUAUACGUGUAAUUGCUCAAGGUACUGGUAUACCCACCUCUGUGCGCAAACAAUUAAGAGGAUCUCUAAAGGCUUUACUCUACAAGAGUGCACGUUAUCAAGAAAUUGCUGAAAAUGAACUUUAUCAAAAUAAAAAACUUAAAUUAGACAACAACGAAUCUAAAGAAAAGUCUGAAAAUACGGCAGCCAAAGAGGACGUUACUCCAACAGCAGCAGCGGCAUCAGCUGCAACAACAGCUACAAAACAACCACAACAGGAACAUGGCUUAGAAAGUUCCCAAGAAGCCAUGGACACAACGAACAAUGAUGACAACAAAGAUGUCAACAACAGUAAACAACACAAUGAUAACGAAGACAAAAUUGACAGCCAAGCAACCGACUUAAAAUCCCAAGAACAGAAAGAAAACAAAACAGAAGAAAAUAUAGAAAAAGCCAAUAACAAUACAACGGAAGAUGAAGAAAUGAAAAAUGCUACAGACAAAAUAGAAGAGCCUAAAGAAAAUGCUAAGGAAAGUGGUAAGUUAGAAAAUAAAGAUGAUGAAAGUGCAAAAACAGAGGCUAUAAAAUCUCCAGCUAAAGAUAAAAUGGACGUAAAUAAAGAAGACGAACCACCUUCUACAUCUGCAGCGGCCGCAGCUGCAGUUGCUGGCAUCAAUGCUAACGCAGCCACGACCACCACCACCACCACCACCACCACCACCUGUGCAACACCGAAAAAUAUAAAUAAGAAAACUGCCGAAGAUCGUUUAAUGGAUGAGCAAGAUAAACGUAUUAAACUCUUAAUGACCAUGGAAACUUAUAUUAAAAGCAUUUUAUUGCUAAUGCAAAAAGACGAAAAUAAUUCCCCAAAUGCCACCAACAGUAGUCAGCCCAACAUGGAUGACAGCAUGGAGAGGGAACAAAAUACUACGCCAGUACCCGAGAGUAGUGAUGAAGGUGGUUGUGGUGGCAAUAACACUUCACAAGGCAGUGCCUUUCAUGUUAAUUGUUCAUCAUCACCCGAUCAACAGAAACAGCUCGAUUCUCAAAAAAUAGAAUCGCCUGCAGAUAUGGAAGCCAGCACUUCGGCAAUUAAAGAUUCAGCAACAGCUUCAGCUGAUGAAAAAACCAACGCGAAAACUGUUUCCCCAGCCACUGAAACGCAAAAAGCCAAUAGUGAUGAUAUUAUUACAAAUACUACUACUACUACUACAACUUCUACUGCUACUACUACGGCCUCAACGUCCACGGCUGCAAAUACGCCGCAAAUUUAGUUAUCGUUUAAUGAUUUGUUAAAUAUUUUAUUUUUUGGCAAAAUGCUAGAUUAGCAGUGCUAAGCACACUUUAAUUAUUUAUAAUGAUAAUUACCCAAUUAGUUUUAAGUUUUUCCUUUUUUAUUAUUAGAAUUAUUUCAACUAUUUUCUCCCUACUACCAAACUACUGUCUUGGGUUUAUUUUUUUUCCUAUUUUAUUUUAUCUUAUUUGUAGUUUUCUUUUUAAGCUUUAAACUCGGUCUCUUCUUUUUAUUAAGCUUUCUUGUACAUGCAUAAUGGUUUAAAGAGAGAACACAAUUAAGACAGAUAUUUUAUUGUGCUUUUAAUCAUUGAUAAACUUUGAUUAAUUUGAUGUUUAAAAAAAGACUUACAUUUUUUAAUGUUAUUUAAAUUGUAAAUUUUUUUAUUUGAAAAAUUAGAUUAGAUAUUUAGUGUUUAAAUUAUGUAAUAAACAUGAAACGAAUUUGAAUUGAGUGUGAUAAAAAACAAAAAAAACAAAUAUUUUCUACUAAAUUAUAUAGAGCUAAACAAAAAGUGUAGAAAAUUUCAUACAUUAUUUUACAAAACUUCAAGUUGUUUAAAAUAUUGAAUGAAUUCAAACAAGAACAUAUUCCGUAUAAAAAAUGUUUGUUCUUUACAACUUAAAUUUGGCAGA
Messenger RNA from Lucilia cuprina (Australian sheep blowfly), 13615 nucleotides. It is a transcript of the gene puf, whose product is annotated as ubiquitin carboxyl-terminal hydrolase puf. Gene Ontology annotation, molecular function: cysteine-type endopeptidase activity; cysteine-type deubiquitinase activity. The record is from RefSeq and is a predicted model, not a curated record. The coding region runs from base 463 to 12960 and encodes 4165 amino acids. Gene Ontology annotation, biological process: protein deubiquitination. Gene Ontology annotation, cellular component: nucleus; cytosol. The transcript is spliced from 25 exons. Lineage: Eukaryota; Metazoa; Arthropoda; Insecta; Diptera; Calliphoridae.